AUGAGCUAUAAGGAAGAACUACCGAAGCUCCCAUCAACAGAAGAAACAAAACUUGGAAAUAUUUUAAAAGAAUUGAGUCCAGAAGUUCAAGAUGUUCAUGAUUCAAUAUUACAUAUUUCAAAUAGAUAUAGAAGUGAUUUAACAUCUCAGUUAGAUCAAUCAUUAAAAUUUCAACAACAUUUAUCCAAGAAUUUCGUUAGAUUAAGUAGGAAAACUAAAAGAUUAUAUCAAAAUUCUGAAAAUUUGAACACUUCACUAAAUAAAAAAUUGGAUCAAUUUAAACCUUGUGAUGAUUUGGAACCAUUAACAAAAGGUAUAACGGAUUCUGUAUUUGGUAUAUUGGAUUCAUUGAAUCAAAUAGAGAUGAUUUUACCGUAUAAUGAAAGACUAGGAGUACAAGAUUCGCCUCAUAGAGCACAUUAUCCAAAUUUAUACAAGUUACUGAACCCCGAGGAAGAUGAAUCUACUAUAAGAGAAGAUGAAAUUGAAGGAUUUGAACAAUUGGAUAUAGAAGAGUUACAAGAUUUUGAUGGUGAUGGUGAAGAGAGUGAGGAAGACUUAGAAGAAGUUACUAGUGAUAUUAUUGCUGAUGAAGAACAGAAUGAAGAUGAUCAUAUAGAGAAUGAUGUGACUCGAAAUUUAAAUGAAGAAGAAAAUACUCAGGAGCUUGCUUCUAUAAGGAGUGGGAAACAUAAUGAUGAGGGUGAUGAUACUGAUGAAGGUGAUGAACUAAAGAGUAUAAAAUCUGCCGAAUCUGUUGAAGAAGAAAUGGAGAUUCCGGUUGAGGGUACUAGUCGUUCGAUCCAUGAAACAGAGUUCAAAAACGAGGACGAUUCAGAUACUUCAAAUACCAAUAUAAAAGGAUCAGAAGACACAUCAGACAUCAACACACCAAAACAAGACCAACCAGAGACUACAAAUGAGUUAAACCAAGAUGCAAAUGCUAAUAAAUCUAUACACAAGAAUGGAUCCAAACCAGAAUCCGAUGACGAUGAUGCCAAACGAGAAGAAUUAGAAUCAGUAAUUGAUAAUUAUAAAACAACAAGAUCCUUGAAAAACUCAAGAUCACAAAGUAUAAGAUCUUCAUUCCGUCCAAUUUCAGCUGCAAUUUCAAUUCCUUCACCUUCAAGUGCGGGUAUAACUAAUAUCACAGCAAGUACAUCAACAAGUUCAGGAUCUGAUCAAGUACAGGGUACAAUAGUUGGUUCAUCAUCUUCAAAUGGAACUUCCAGUGUUUUGGCUGAUAAUUUGAAAAAAUAUAUGAAAUCUUAA
Hansenula ciferrii is the source of this 1272-nucleotide messenger RNA. RefSeq names its product Midasin (gene MDN8). The transcript has a single exon. The coding region runs from base 1 to 1272 and encodes 423 amino acids. The record is from RefSeq and is a predicted model, not a curated record. Lineage: Eukaryota; Fungi; Ascomycota; Saccharomycetes; Phaffomycetales; Wickerhamomycetaceae.